AUGUUUCCAAAGUGUAAUUUGGCUGUUGGUUGCUGGGUAUGGAGGACCACGAGGAAGCUGUUUCUGUUGCUUUCAGUCUUGCUGUUGCAUGUGGCUCAUCUGGAAGGCAAGAAGGAUAAUCAGUUCAUCUGGAAAGCAGGUCCCUGGGGAAGGUGUUCAGGAGACUGUGGAGUUGGAGGAGUUCAGAGUCGAGCAGUAUGGUGUUUUCAUGUUGAAGGGUGGACAAGCCCUCUGUCUCACUGUGAUGAGGGAAGCAAGCCUCCAAGGGAAAGAAGUUGCUUCCGAGUCUGUGACUGGCACCGUGACCUCUUCCAGUGGGAAGUUUCUGAUUGGCAUCGCUGUGUCCUUGUUCCUUACACUCAGGGUGAAGUCAAGCCCAAAGCCGUGGACUGUGUGACAGCUCAGCACGGCCUACAGCACCGGACAGUGCGCUGCCUACAGAAGCUGAACAGAACCAUGGUCGCCAGCGAAAUCUGUGAACACUUUGCUCCUCAGCCCCCCACAGAACAAGCCUGCCUCAUUCCUUGCCCCCGGGAUUGUGUUGUGUCGGAGUUCUCACCCUGGUCCAAGUGUAGCCAAGGGUGUGGGAAGAACUUGCAGCACAGAACUAGGGUGGCCAUUGCGCCCCCGCUUUAUGGAGGUUUGCAAUGCCCAAACCUGACUGAAUCAAGAGCUUGUGAUGUGCCCAUUUCCUGCCCUCUUGGGGAAGAGGAACAUACUUUCAGCCUUAAAGUUGGACCAUGGAGUAAAUGUAGACUCCCUCAUCUUAAAGAAAUGAACCUCAAUGGAAGGACUGCUUUGGAUUUUAGUUCGGAUUCAAAGGAGGAAGUGGCCUUUAAACAUCAGAGCUACAAAGCACACUACCAUUCCCAGCACUGGGAUGUAGAGAUUGGUUAUCAAACCCGGCAAGUUUGGUGCUCCAGAAGUGACGGAAGAAAUACCCUACUAAGCCUUUGUAUGCAAGACUCCUUCCCACUGACUGUCCAGCCCUGCAUCAUGCCUAAGGACUGUGAAACCUCUGACUGGUCCUCCUGGAGUCCCUGCUCUAAGACAUGUCGAUCAGGGACUCUCUCACCUGGAGUUAGGAGCAGAAGCCGGAAUAUAAAGCGCAUUGCUAUUGGGGGUGGACAAGAGUGCCCAGAACUUCUUGAGAAAGAGGCUUGCAUUGUUGAAGAACUUCUGCAGCCAUGUCCCAGGUAUUCCUGGAGAACAUCAGAAUGGUCAGAAUGCCAAGUCUCUCUCCUCCUCAAGCAGCAAGACCCUCAUUGGCAUGAAACAGGACCGGUGUGUGGCGGUGGGAUCCAAACCCGGGAAGUGUACUGUGCAGAGAGUCUCCCAACAACCACCACACAAAGGACCAAGGAAGUCCUUAGACCCGUAGAAAACACACUAUGUUUUGGACCUGCCCCUUCUGCCUCUCAGCUCUGCAACGUUCCUUGUUCUACUGAUUGUAUAGUUUCUUCCUGGUCAGCCUGGGGCCAGUGCACUCAUGAAAACUGCCAAGAUCCCCAGGGGAGGAAAGGUUUUAAAAUGAGGCAGCGUCAUGUGCUUAUGGAAUCCACAGGGCCUAUGGGGCAUUGUCCUCAUUUGGUGGAAUCUGUUCCUUGUGAGGAUCCAAUGUGUUAUCAAUGGCUGGUAUCAGAAGGAAUCUGUAUAGCUGAUCAUGGAAAAUGUGGCCCUGGACAUCACAUCCUGAAGGCUGUCUGUCAGGAUGAAAAAGGAGAAGAUGUAUCAGGGAGCCUCUGCCCAGUACCUCCUCCUCCUGAAAGGAUGGCUUGUGAAAUACCCUGCCGAAUGGACUGUGUGGUUAGCCAAUGGACAGUGUGGUCAUCUUGUUCCCAGUCUUGUUCGAAUAAAAACUCAGAUGGGAAACAGACUAGGUCAAGAUAUGUCUUGGCAUUGGCAGGAGAAGGUGGAAAGCCAUGUCCUCAUAGUCAGGCCCUCCAAGAGUACCGUUUAUGCAAUGACCAUUCCUGUGUGCAGCUCUACUGGGAGACAUCACCUUGGGGUCCUUGUUCUGAAAACACGUUGGUAACAUCCCUAAAUGCCACCAUUGGCUGGAAUGGAGAAGCGACCUGUGGAGUGGGCAUUCAGACACGGAAGGUCUUCUGUGUCAAGAGUCAUGUGGGACAAGUGAUGACCAAAAGAUGUCCAGACUCUACACGACCUGAAACUUUGCGACCUUGCUUUCUCCCAUGCAAGAAAGACUGUGUUGUGACUCCUUUCAGUGAGUGGACACCUUGCCCGAGGUUGUGUCAACCAGGAAAUGCUACAAUAAAGCAAUCACGAUAUAGGAUUAUCAUUCAAGAAGCAGCCAAUGGAGGCCAAGAGUGUCCAGAUACCUUGUAUGAAGAGAGAGAGUGUGAAGAUAUCCCAGUAUGUCCUGUAUAUCGAUGGAAACCACAAAAAUGGAGUCCUUGUAUCUUAGUGCCUGAGUCCAUCAAGCAGGGAAUAAUGGGCACCAGUGAAGCCUGUGGAAAGGGGUUGCAAACCAGAGCUGUCUCCUGCAUCUCUGAUGAUAAUCAGUCAGCUGAAAUGAUGGAAUGUCUCAAGCAGAAAAAUGGUAUGCCUGUUCUUGUUCAAGAAUGUACUGUGCCAUGUCGAGGAGAUGAGUGUACCUUCACUCCUUGGUCCAAGUUUACACCUUGCUCUGGGAGUUGUGAAGCCACCCAAACCAGGAGACGACAACUCACAGGGAAAAGCAGGAAGAAAGAGAAAUGCCAGGAUGCUAACUUAUAUCCUCUUAUGGAAACACAACUUUGUCCUUGUGACAUAUUUACAUCCCAACCUUAUGGAAACUGGUCGGAUUGCAUUCUUCCAGAAGGCAAAAAGGAGACUCAGAGAGGAGGAUUCCGAGUACAAGGAGACAACAAAGAAUGUGGAGAAGGUGUGCACUUUCAAGCUAUUGCCUGCUCUGAUAAAAAUGGAAGACCUGUAGACCCUUCAUACUGCAGCAGCUCUGGUUAUAUUGAAGAAGAGUGUAACAUUCCCUGCCCGUUUGACUGCAAGUUAAGUGACUGGUCUAGCUGGGGUCCUUGCAGUUCAUCUUGUGGGAUUGGAGUGAGAAUUCGAUCCAAGUGGCUAAAAGAAAAACCUUACAACAGAGGUCGACCCUGUCCCAAACUGGAUCUCAAGAAUCAGGUGCAUGAGGCAGUCCCAUGUUACAAUGAAUGCAAUCAGUAUUCCUGGGUUGUAGAACACUGGUCUCCAUGCAAAAUCAACAAUGAGCUGAGGUCACCACGAUGUGGAAGAGGGAUACAAUCCAGGAAAAUCAGAUGUGUGAGUACUGCGAAUGUUGAAGGAGAACCGAUGAAUACUAGUCUGUGCAACCAGAAUGAAGCACCCCCAGAAACCCAGUCUUGUUCUCUCCUGUGUUCCAAUGACUGUGUCAUGUCUGAUUGGGGAACAUGGACCACAUGCCCUCAGUCAUGUGACCCCCAUACAAUGCAGAGAAGAACUCGCCAUCUGCUAAGGCCUUUGCUGAGCUCAAGGACUUGUGCCGAAGACUCACAGGUGCGGCCCUGCCUCCUUAAUGAAAACUGCUUCCAGUUCCACUACAACCUAACAGAAUGGAGUACCUGCCAGCUGAGUGAAAAUGCAUCCUGUGGCCAAGGCGUCAAGACUCGCCUUCUGAGCUGUGUUCGGAGUGAUGGCAAGCCAGUCAGCAUGGACCAGUGUGAGCAGCGCAAUUUGGAGAAGCCCCAGAGAGUGAGCCUUCCCUGCUUGGUAGAAUGUGUGGUCAACUGUCAGCUCUCAGGAUGGACAACUUGGACAAAGUGUUCACAAACCUGUGGCCAAGGAGGGCGAAUGACUCGGACUCGAUUUAUCAUUAUGCCAACCCAAGGAGAAGGACGGCCAUGUCCCACAGAGCUUACCCAGCAGAAAACCUGCCCAGUGACUCCCUGCUAUCGAUGGGUCCUUGGCAACUGGUCUACAUGUAACUUGGAGGGUGGAGACUGUGGGGAAGGAACCCAGGUGCGAAGCUUUAUCUGUAUGGUCCACAGUUCUUCCCUUUCUCAUGGAGCUAUCCCUGUAGAGGAUACACUGUGUGGAGAAAUGCCCUUUCAAGAUAGCAUCCUCAAGCAGCCAUGUUCUGUGCCUUGUCCAGGAGACUGCCAUUUAACUGCAUGGUCAGAAUGGAGCAAGUGUGAAUUAACAUGCAUUGAUGGAAGAAGCUUUGAAACCAUGGGUCGCCAAUCUAGGUCAAGGACUUUUAUAAUUCAAUCUUUUGAGAACCAAGAUAGCUGCCCCCAACAGGUGCUAGAAACUCGUCCUUGUACAGGAGGUAAAUGCUAUCAAUACAUAUGGAAAGCCAGUCUUUGGAACAAUAAUGAACGAACUGUCUGGUGCCAACGUUCAGAUGGUGUCAAUGUUACAGGAGGCUGCUCCCCUCAGGCACGCCCUGCUGCUAUUAGGCAGUGCAUUCCAGCCUGCAGAAAGCCUUUCUCCUACUGCACACAGGGUGGGGUCUGUGGUUGUGAGGAGGGUUACCUAGAGAUAAUGAGAUCAAACGGCUUCCUAGAUUACUGCAUGAAAGUACCAGGUUCAGAGGACAGAAAAGCUGAUGUGAAAAACCUCUCUGGGAAAAAUAGACCUGUGAAUUCAAAAAUACAUGACAUUUUUAAAGGAUGGUCUCUUCAGUUACUUGAUCCAGAUGGCCGAGUAAAAAUUUGGGUAUAUGGCGUUUUCGGUGGUGGUUUUCUUAUCAUGAUUUUCCUAGUAUUUACUUCCUACUUUGUUUGCAAGAAGCCAAAAGCACAUCAAAGCACACCUCCCCAUCAGAAGCCUCUGACCUUAGCCUACGAUGGAGACUUAGACAUGUAA
Molecule: messenger RNA, 4824 nt
Organism: Dipodomys ordii (Ord's kangaroo rat)
Lineage: Eukaryota; Metazoa; Chordata; Mammalia; Rodentia; Heteromyidae
Gene: Thsd7b
Product: thrombospondin, type I, domain containing 7B
Exons: 27
Coding region: 1-4824 (1607 amino acids)
Source: RefSeq, a predicted model, not a curated record